ACAGAAUCCCUUGUAUUCGUCCUCAAAACUUUGAUAUCGGUUUCCACUGUGUGGACUUAGUGUUUUUAGUGUUCAGUGCAUGUUUUAAAGUGAUAAUCGUCGUCGGCCCCGUCGUUUUUCCCUGUUCACGCCGGUAUGGAGGCCGGAUGGGCCCGGAUGGGAAGCCGAUUUUUUUGGUAUCGGUCAGAAUCGUUUUUUGCUAGCUGAGCAAAUUAUUGGUUAUUUUUCUUCUUUGUACGUGGUGGUCAUUUACCAGAAGCGAAAAUCCUCGACGGAAGUCGGCAAUGGGCGAAUGAUCCUAGCAGUCGAGCCCAACAUUUUUUUGUGAAACGCAUACUUGAACUUGAACUUGAACAUCACAAUCCUGGUAGUCGUGCCCAACAGUUUUCUGUCAAACGCAUCAUUGAAUUGAAUUGAAUUGAAGUACAUCAUAAAUAAAACAAAUAAAAUUUGUAUCACGCUUUAAGCAAAAUGGAGACGACUAUUCAAAUAAAAAAACAUUCAAAGUUUGCUGGAGAUAAAGAUUUGGAAAAGCUCUCUAGAGAAGAACUAAUUCAGAAAAUUCAGGUUCUACAAGCACAUAAUCUACAAUUGCAAAAUAUAUUGGCAAAAGGUAAACCUACAGUCAAAUUGGAGGAAAGGAAAUUUCAUAAACCUUUUGAUUUCUCAAAGUGUAAUUUUAGGCAUAUUUUAUUGAGAAUAUUGUACCUUGGUUGGGAUUAUCAAGGUUUCACGGUACAGGAAGAUACAACAAAUACUAUAGAAUAUCACCUGUUUGAAGCCCUUAUUAAAACAUGUCUGAUUCAAAAUAGAGAGUCAUCCAAUUAUCACAGAAGCGGCAGAACUGAUAAAGGGGUCAGUUCAUUUGGGCAGGUUGUAUCAAUCAAAGUGAGAAGCAGAUUGUCCAAAGGGGAUGAAAAUAACCUGGAUAAUGAAAUUGAUUAUUGCAAAAUUUUGAACAGAGUUUUGCCUGUAAAUAUACAGUGCAUAGCAUGGUCUGCGACAGAUCAAUCUUUCAGUUCUCGAUUUGACUGCAAAAGCAGAACUUACAAAUAUUAUUUUCCAAAGGGCAACUUAGAUAUUGAGAAAAUGAGAAUAGCCUGUAAAGAUUUCGUUGGUACCCAUGAUUUUAGAAAUUUUUGUAAAAUGGAUGUUGGCAAUGGCGUUAUAAAAUUUGUAAGAAAUGUUUUGGAUUUUAGGAUAGAACCCUUUAUUAAUACUGAUAGUGAAGAUGAAUAUUCACUUUAUGUUGCAAUUAUAAGCGGCAAUGCUUUUUUGUGGCACCAAAUUAGAUACAUGAUGGGCAUAUUAUUUUUAAUUGGUGGUGAUAAAGAGUCAUUUUCUCUUGUGAAGGAAUUAUUGGAUGUUGAACAAAAUCCAAGUAAGCCCGAGUACACCAUGGCUAAUGAAGUUCCUUUAAAUUUAUUCUUAUGUGAAUAUGACAGCAUUCACUGGAUUUAUAAAGAAAACAAUUUGAAAUGUAUAAUAGAAAAACUAAACAGGACUUGGUUAUUUCAUACCAUAAAAGGGAACAUGGUGAAAGACAUGAUAAGUAAUCUAAAUGACUAUUUUCCCAAGGAAUCCCCUCAGAAUUUAAGUCAGCACUUGUUGAGUGGAGUAAAGGUUAAAAAAUACAUUCCAGUACUAAAAAGGCAACGAUGUGACAGCCUAGAAACUAAAAUAAAACACUAUUCGAAAAGGAAUCGGAUUGAGAUCAUACAAAAUUGAUUUUAUUUUUUGUAAGUUAUAUGCUAUUUAAAUAAAUGGUUUUUAUAUUG
Messenger RNA from Cylas formicarius (sweet potato weevil), 1778 nucleotides. Its product is annotated as tRNA pseudouridine(38/39) synthase. The record is from RefSeq and is a predicted model, not a curated record. Gene Ontology annotation, cellular component: cytoplasm; nucleus. Lineage: Eukaryota; Metazoa; Arthropoda; Insecta; Coleoptera; Brentidae. The transcript is spliced from 9 exons. The coding region runs from base 472 to 1728 and encodes 418 amino acids. Gene Ontology annotation, molecular function: RNA binding; pseudouridine synthase activity. Gene Ontology annotation, biological process: tRNA pseudouridine synthesis; mRNA pseudouridine synthesis.